Boeremia exigua is the source of this 2918-nucleotide messenger RNA. RefSeq lists its product as uncharacterized. The transcript has a single exon. The coding region runs from base 162 to 2918 and encodes 918 amino acids. Gene Ontology annotation, molecular function: ubiquitin protein ligase binding. The record is from RefSeq and is a predicted model, not a curated record. Lineage: Eukaryota; Fungi; Ascomycota; Dothideomycetes; Pleosporales; Didymellaceae. Gene Ontology annotation, cellular component: anaphase-promoting complex. Gene Ontology annotation, biological process: ubiquitin-dependent protein catabolic process.
GCUUCCCCACAUCCUCCACAACGACUUCACGACAGACGAAUAGUAACGAUAACUCCCUUGACACGUAUUGACGCAGCCCGCGAAGAUGACACUCUGCCUUUACUAGAAGCUCAUAAUCACAACUCUUGAGGCGGGGGUCCGCACCUCAUCUGCAACCCAACAUGGACCACCAGACUCUAGUCUUCUCCUCCGUCUUCCCCGUUCUUUCGCUCUCGCACACAAUACCAGCACCCGUUGCGACACCAGAUCUGGGCGUCACAGUACCAGGCGCAUCCUUCGGCAGCCCAUACAUCCCACGACAGACCGAGCUCCACGAUAACACAACACACAAAGGCGUCAAACGAACGAUAGCUUGGAGCUGCGCGACUAGGUUUCUAAGCUUGGACAAGGCUGUACCUGCCGUACCGCGAAUACUUCACCGCACGAGAGAAGUUGAGGAUGCGUUGGUGUACUUGCUCAUCGGGGACGGCAAGGUCGUGGACGAGGCGAAGAACGGCGAGGAGGGGCUGGUGGAGUGGUAUACAAACGAAUGCAGACUUCACUUUGCGAAUCACGUUCAACCGGGGCUAGAAGAGCUGUGGAAGGACGAGGUGAAGAUUGCGCGGAGCUGGGACCUGCUUGGUGAGAGCCAGAUGGUGCUGGAGCAAGUGCAGAACGUGUACCUCGAACCGUUCAAUGAGCAUAUAUUGCCGUUCUUGCAGAGUGGCACCAACCAGACGAGACGACCUACCCGACCGACGAGAAGAAACGAGGAUAAUGCGGCAGAGCAUGCAAGCUCGAAGUUCAAGAGAGAUCUCCAUGCGCUGUUCGCCCAUUGCAUUGCUCCGCAGCGAUUCUCGAAAACGUUGAGCUACGUUCUCUACGAUGCAGGGUGCAGACUGUUCCGCAUCUAUACGCGACAGGACGGCGUUCAGCCGAGUGCUGCGCCAGAAGACACAACGGAAUUUCGCCAACGCAUGACCACUCUCCUACAGGGCCUGGAACGUGUUGGGCUUGGUGGUGAGAAAGCACAGAAAGCUUUCGCCCAAGCGAUGAACAAGUUGCUCGACUCAUUCAUCAACAGCCACUACAUGAAGGUCGAUUGGUAUUCAAGGAAAUCGGUAGUGCCCCAGCUGAAUAUGUGGAUACAUGAUGGCUUCUGUCCAUUAGUUGAGCUGGUGCUCGAGUGCUUACGGUGUGAGCAGAGCACCAUUCUGCCCACAGAGAUCACCUCGUGGCAGGAGAUAGCGCUAGGCAGAUUGGGCCGAGUCCGCGUCGACAAUCUAUUUGACUUCAUAAUCAACUGGGACAAGAGUUUGGGCGCCAUCCGAGACAUCAAGGACUACCUCAGGGUUGUCGGAGCGAAGCAGCAUCUCACCUCAAGCUUCUCACAGCAAGUCUCGAGGAGGCUGCUGCAUUCUGGCGCAACUACUACAUACAUCCUUAAUAUCUACAUCUCAAUUAUCCGCGCCUUCCACGAAUUAGAGCCAAAGGGCGUUCUGCUGGAGAGAGUUGCACGGCCGAUACGCAGGUAUCUGAAGGAGCGAGAAGACACAGCAAGGAUCAUCAUCUCGAGUCUACUCACCGACUUGAAAGAUGAAACGGGCAGCAAGUUCUCCGCCAACAGCGAGCUCUCCCAUGAUAUUGCCAGUGAGAUGGCCAAGCCGCUUUCAAACCUGGGUCAAGACGCCGACGAAGAGUUGAACUGGAAUGAUAUGAGUUGGCAGCCACUACCACAGGACGCAUCCCCAGACUACAAAAAGUCGAAAGUAGAGGAUGUAAUAUGGUUUUUGCUGACGCUAUGGGACCGCGAAGACUUCAUCAACGAACUGAAGAACAUUCUUGGCGACCACCUCCUCCGUUGUCAAGAUCCAGAGUACGAACAAGAGAUUCGCCUUCUCGAACUCAUCAAGAUGCGCCUUGGCGAUAACAACCUGCAAGCUUGCGAGGUCAUGCUCCGCGACGUGCUAGAGUCGAAGCGCAUCAAUGCCUCCAUACAUGCUGCUAUGGCCAGCUCACGACCUGCACAAGGCCGCUUCGCUCCUGGACAGCCCAGGACUCCAUACGGAGGUCGACACCCGCGUACGCCGGGGACCCGUCGUUCAACACGAGCAAAUGCGCAGCCUGCGCCCUCUUCGCCCGCGCCCGUGGCCGCACCCCCAGCCCCAGCCCUCAACGCACAAAUCCUGUCCUCCUUCUUCUGGCCUCUGUUACGAGACGAUGAAUUUCGCGUCCCUGCCGAAAUCUCAGAUUUGCAAGACCAGUAUGGCACUAACUUCUCCCGUAUAAAGGGCAUGCGCAAGCUGCACUGGAUGAACGCCUUGGGCAGCGGCAGCAUAACACUCACUUUCGCCGAUCGGACGGAAGACUUCGACAACUUAACACCCUGGCAGGUCAGCAUCGUGCACGCCUUCCAGCCGCAAGCCGACGAGGAGCACAUUGCAGCGAAGCACACAAAGAAUGGCGAGGGCAUUAGCCGGAACGUCAGUCAGCUGGAAGAAAUGCUCGACAUGGACGAGUCGCUUGUACGGCAAGCUGCUGCCUUCUGGGUCGGCAAAUCCGUGCUCCGCGAGACCGCCUCAGAUACUUUUGCCAUCAUCGAGACCCUGCCCAAGUCCGACAAGAAGUCAAAGGCAGAUGAGGAUGCUGCAGCAGCGGCGGCGGAGCUGGCUGCUGUGGAAGCGGCACAGCAACCCACUGCCGUCCGAAGUCAAGAAGAUCUGCUAAACGAGAAGAAGGAUGUGUAUAGUGCGUUCAUCAGCGGCAUGUUGACGGCGCAGGGCAAUAUGCCCGUUGCUAGGAUCCUGAUGAUGAUGCGGAUGAUGAUGGCGGGAGGUUUCCCCUUUGGCGCAGAAGAGAUUAGCGGGUUGUUGCGCGAGAUGGAGGGCGAGGGCAAAGUGGUUAGUUUCGGAGGAGACGUGUGGGGCGUGAAGAAGUAA